AUGGAUAAUCAUUCUGGACUCCGUGGUACUUUCGGCUCAUCUCUACGGAGCAAUCCUAUCUGGGAAGUCAUUGGGCCAAUUUUGAAGGCUUCGUCGAAGAGCAUUGAAGAAGUGUCUCGACAGCAGGUCAAUGACUUCACGUUCGUCCAAGAGGCCGAUAACGAGCCCCUACAGCUGCUUCUCCUAACGCCGUCUUCCCUCGAAGCGUACCAGAAGAGGAGACUUAUUCUUCGCUUGAGGGAAUUUGCAGCUUCAGACUCAUCAUCAUGCCCGAGAAAAGCAAUUGCAUUCCUUCUGUCAGAAGACGCAUUUUCCAGUGCCAGCGAGAAAUAUAGUCUCAAUGCACUGCUCGCGUUGCAAGUACUUUUAUUCGAAAGCAUUGCGGUUCCUCUUCCAGUGAUCACCAUCCCAGAUGCGCACUCGUUCCUUGCCUCGGUCAAAGAGUAUAUGGCAAACCUUGAGGAUAUACCGGUGACAAGUUCUGCAUUGGGAGAAUCACUCGCCCUGCUAGCGCAAGCCACUUCGGAAUAUCCUAACGCUCUCUGUGAGCAAGCGACGAGCAUUCUCAGCGAUCUUUUUCCAUCUUUCACGGCAUUGAGCGAGGCUACGCGCACGCUCGAGGGGCAGGAAGUGCUGGGAGAAUAUUUGGGAGCUGAAGCUGCGGAGAAAAUUGUACGAUUCUGGCAGGAAGAUCUGUUGACUGAAUGA
Messenger RNA from Aspergillus calidoustus, 708 nucleotides. Lineage: Eukaryota; Fungi; Ascomycota; Eurotiomycetes; Eurotiales; Aspergillaceae. The record is from the annotation of a GenBank genome assembly.